Messenger RNA from Pterocles gutturalis (yellow-throated sandgrouse), 2193 nucleotides. It is a transcript of the gene GLG1, whose product is annotated as golgi glycoprotein 1. The transcript is spliced from 18 exons. The annotation marks the transcript as partial. NCBI's taxonomy places the organism in Eukaryota, Metazoa, Chordata, Aves, Pterocliformes, Pteroclidae. The record is from RefSeq and is a predicted model, not a curated record. Gene Ontology annotation, molecular function: fibroblast growth factor binding. Gene Ontology annotation, cellular component: Golgi membrane.
CUUCAAACACUGAUUCAAGAAACAGACCCCGGUGCAGAUUACCGCAUCGACCGAGCGCUGAACGAGGCCUGUGAGUCGGUGAUACAGACUGCCUGCAAGCACAUACGCUCUGGAGACCCAAUGAUUCUGUCUUGCCUGAUGGAGCACUUGUAUACUGAGAAGAUGGUAGAGGACUGUGAGCAUAGGCUCCUGGAGCUCCAGUAUUUUAUAUCUCGUGAUUGGAAGUUAGAUACAGUGCUUUACCGCAAGUGUCAGGGAGAUGCCUCCCGUCUCUGCCAUACCCAUGGCUGGAAUGAGACCAGUGAGCUGAUGCCUCCGGGGGCUGUUUUCUCCUGCUUGUACAGGCAUGCGUACCGCACAGAGGAGCAAGGAAGGAGGCUGUCGCGAGAGUGCAGAGCAGAGGUCCAGAGGAUCCUCCACCAGCGUGCCAUGGAUGUGAAGCUGGACCCAGCCCUGCAGGACAAGUGCAUGAUUGACUUGGGGAAGUGGUGCAGUGAGAAAACAGAGACAGGGCAGGAGCUGGAAUGCCUUCAGGACCAUCUUGAUGACUUGGUGGCUGAUUGCAGAGACAUAGUGGGAAACCUGACUGAGCUGGAGUCGGAGGACAUUCAAAUCGAAGCCUUGCUGAUGAGAGCAUGUGAGCCCAUUAUCCAGACAUUCUGUCAUGAGGUUGCAGAUAACCAGAUUGAUUCUGGGGACCUGAUGGAGUGUCUGAUACAGAACAAACACCAGAAGGAAAUGAAUGAAAAAUGUGCCAUUGGAGUUACUCAUUUCCAGCUGGUUCAAAUGAAAGAUUUUAGGUUCUCAUACAAGUUUAAAAUGGCCUGCAAGGAGGAUGUGCUGAAACUUUGCCCCAACAUCAAAAAAAAGGUGGAUGUAGUGAUCUGCCUGAGCACAACUGUGCGCAAUGAUACUUUGCAGGAUGCCAAGGAGCACAGGGUCUCUCUGAAGUGCCGCAAACAGCUGCGUGUUGAGGAGCUGGAGAUGACUGAGGAUAUCAGACUUGAACCAGAACUGUAUGAGGCUUGUAAAAGUGACAUCAAGAAUUACUGCCAGAAUGUGCCCUAUGGCAAUGCUCAGAUUAUUGAAUGCCUGAAAGAAAUAAAGAAGCAGUUGAGUACCCGGUGCCACCAGAAGGUGUUUAAACUGCAGGAGACAGAGAUGAUGGAUCCAGAACUCGACUACACGCUCAUGAGAGUGUGCAAACAGAUGAUCAAGCGGUUUUGUCCAGAAGCAGACUCUAAAAAUAUGUUGCAGUGUUUGAAACAAAACAAGAACAGCGAAGUUAUGGAUCCUAAAUGCAAGCAAAUGAUUACCAAGCGCCAGAUUACACAGAACACAGAUUACCGCUUAAAUCCAGUGCUCAGGAAGGCCUGCAAAGCAGACAUACCGAAAUUCUGCCAAAAUAUCCUGAAUAGAGCCAAGGAUGAUACAGAGUUGGAAGGGCAAGUCAUCUCGUGCCUGAAGUUGAAAUAUGCAGACCAGCGUCUCUCUCCAGACUGUGAGGACCAAAUUCGAGUGAUAAUCCAGGAAUCAGCUCUUGAUUAUCGGCUGGAUCCUCAGCUUCAGAUGCACUGUUCUGACGAGAUUUCCAACUUGUGUGCAGAAGAAGCAGCAGCCCAGGAGCAGACUGGGCAGGUGGAAGAGUGUCUGAAAGUGAAUCUGCUGAAAAUAAAAACUGAAAUGUGCAAGAAGGAAGUGCUCAACAUGCUGAAGGAAAGCAAAGCAGAUAUAUUUGUUGACCCAGUGCUCCACACAGCCUGUGCCCUAGACAUCAAACACCACUGUGCUGCCAUUCCACCAGGGAGAGGACGCCAAAUGUCGUGCUUAAUGGAAGCCCUGGAAGAUAAGCGCGUGAGGUUGCAGCCCGAAUGCAAGAAACGCCUUAAUGAUCGUAUUGAAAUGUGGAGCUAUGCCGCAAAGGUUGCCCCAGCAGAAGGCUUUUCUGACCUUGCCAUGCAAGUUAUGACCUCUCCGUCCAAGAAUUACAUUCUAUCUGUGAUCACAGUCGGCAUCUGUGUACUCUUCCUCAUUGGCCUGAUGUGUGGACGCAUCACAAAGCGGGUGACAAGAGAGCUCAAGGACAGGUAGAGCCUGGAUUGCCUGCUGAAGAAAUGCCUGCCCAGUGCCCAGUUUUGUACAGCCCUCCUCUGUAUAGUCUACCCACCCCCUCUCGUGAGAGGAGAAUAAAAA